Eucalyptus grandis is the source of this 1833-nucleotide messenger RNA. RefSeq names its product receptor-like protein 15. The transcript is spliced from 2 exons. Lineage: Eukaryota; Viridiplantae; Streptophyta; Magnoliopsida; Myrtales; Myrtaceae. The record is from RefSeq and is a predicted model, not a curated record. Gene Ontology annotation, molecular function: protein binding. Bases 67 to 1833 code for a protein of 588 amino acids.
UACCUUGAAGAGUUGGAUAUCAAUAGUAAUGGAUUAUGGGGUCCUCUUCCUUCAUGCUUGUGCAAUAUGACCUCACUCCGUGUGCUUGAUGCGGCAAAUAACAAUUUCAGUGGGGCCAUUCCUUCAUCUCUCCUCUAUAAUCUCAAGUCACUUGAAUAUAUUGUGUUCUCUGAAAAUGCCUUUGAAGGCUCACUUUCGCUUGCUUCCCUAGCCAAUAAUUCCAACCUUGAGGUAUUCCACCUCCUCAACAAUCGUAACCAUCUGGAAGUAAAUACAGAAGAGCCCACUUGGUUUCCUUCAUUUCAACUGAAGGUGUUUACUUUAUCAAAUUGUGUGCUCAACAAAGACGCAAAUGCCAUAAUUCCUAGCUUUUUGAAAGAACAACAUGAUUUGAUACUUGUUCAACUCAGCCAUAAUGGAAUGAACGGAAAUUUCCCAAAUUGGCUAUUGGAGAAUAAUGUAUAUCUAGAACGAUUCGAACUCACGGGCAACAACUUGUCAGGUACUUUUCAUUUGCCUUCCAAUGUGAAUCUUGACAACAUGCUACAAUUAGAUGUGUCUACUAAUAUUAUUGAAGGAGAGCUCCCAUCUUGGAUUGGUUCCAUCCUCCCAAAUUUAAUUUAUUUGAAUUUGUCAAAGAACUUAUUGAAAGGUAGAAUCCCUUACUCCAUGGGCAAUAUGAAUCACUUGCAUACAUUGGACUUGUUGAAUAAUGGCUUCACAGGAGAGAUACCAGAGCCAUUGGCUAAAAAUUGUACAUCACUUGUUCUAUUGAAACUGUCAAGCAACAAUUUGCAAGGCAAUAUGCUACCGAGGGGUUCUAACUUGACAAGCUUGAGAUAUUUGUAUUUGGAUAACAAUCGUUUCAGAAGGGGACAUAUCAUCUAUUCACUUUGGAACUUGAAGGUUCUUCUACUGCAAGGAAAUAGAUUUGAAGGUUCAAUCCCUCUGGAUCUGUGUCUGUUGAAAAAUAUGAGCAUAUUGGAUCUCUCUAAUAAUAAUCUUUCUGGACAAAUUCCUUCUUGUUUGAAAGAUUUGGCAUUUGGAAACAACACGGACGCAUUUGAUGCCUUUUCUGACUCACAGCAGACUGUGACUGUGCUUCCAUAUGUAUAUAUUAGCAAAUUCUCUAUAUUUUUUUCCUAUUAUGAAGACAAAGGGUCUAUGUAUGCACCUAGAUUAGAAAAUUUAUGGUCUAUGUAUACAUAUGGAUUAGAAAAAGUACACUUCAUGACAAAGAGUAGGUUGGAAUUAUAUGAGGGCCACAUUCUACAACUCAUGUCGGGAAUAGAUCUCUCACAGAACAAUUUGACGGGCUUUAUUCCUCCAGAGGUCGGCCACUUGGGUGAACUUCGAGCAUUGAACUUGUCACACAAUCAUUUGACGGGAUCAAUCCCGAAAACGUUUUCCGAUUUGAAGAGUGUAGAGAGCUUGGACUUGUCCUACAAUAGCUUAAUCGGUCCUAUCCCUCCACAACUAACGGAGCUUUACACCCUGUCAGAUUUUAGAGUGGCUUACAACAACUUGUCAGGUAGGACACCAGACCGAAAAAAUCAAUUUGGAACUUUUGGUGAGACAAGUUAUGAAGGUAACCCCCUUCUUUGUGGAACACCAUUAAGAAGUUGUGAUAACUCAAAUCGAGAAAGGGAGACACUACCAUCUUUUAAUCAUACCAUGAAGGAUGAUCCCUGGAGAGAAGCUUUCUUGAGGAGUUUUGCAGGAUCAUAUGUUGUGGCAUUCCUUGGGAUGGUUCUUUUUCUUUACUUAAACUCGUACUAUCAAUAUGUGCUGUUCGAGCUUGUUUGUAAGCUCAUCCCAUCAUUUCCCCAUUAG